This is a messenger RNA of Scylla paramamosain (green mud crab), 1070 nucleotides long. RefSeq lists its product as uncharacterized. The record is from RefSeq and is a predicted model, not a curated record. The coding region runs from base 107 to 622 and encodes 171 amino acids. Lineage: Eukaryota; Metazoa; Arthropoda; Malacostraca; Decapoda; Portunidae. The transcript has 3 exons.
UCAAUACUGAUUUUUCUCUUCUCUCCCCUCCUCUUUUCUCUACUAUUUCAUCAUGUGUGAUGUAUAAAAGUCUGCCUGUUGCCUUUGACUUCAUACAGACACCAACAUGUCUCUCCUUCAAAAAGUUAUCAUUGCUUCCCUGGCAGCCUUCGUGGCCGCCCAGUGCCCCUCGGAUUUCUUCGAAUCCGAGGGUCUUUGCUUUAACGUCAUUGACAAGCCAGGGCAAAACUUGACAUGGGAGGAGUGCAGGAUUCUCUGUGAGAUAGAGGAUGAGGGGGAGUGGAAGUCCGACUUGGCGGUCUUCGACAAUGCUGAAGAACUGGAAGCAUUCUCCAUCACCUGGCUGGAGAUCUCCAAUACGCUGCCCGAGCAUCCCUACAUGUGGAUGGGUGUGCACAAGAAGGACGAGCAUUGGUUCACCCUGGACGGCACUCACAUCACCCACCAGAAUCUAAUGUGGCGCGUGGGUUAUCCUCACGAGACAGGCACCCACGCCUUCCUGGAGGAUAUCACCAAGACCACCGGCGAGAACUCGUAUGGACGUCUGUACAUGAGGACAACCAUACUCGGCGAGCACGAGCACAACAGCCGCUGUCUCUGUGAGGCCAACGUACGAAAGUGACGGAAACAAGAGAGACUAAGCUCCUCCUCCUUAAUUUCUUUCUCUUCCUUCUUUUCAUACUCUUUUGUCUUCUUCAUAACUUCUCUACCUUAUCCUCUUCCUUUUCUUUGUUACUUACUGUUCCGCACGCACAUGCAUAAUGUUGAGAGUUCAAAGGUAUUUGACAGGUAUAGUGAAGAUCGUUGUUGAAGAAUCUCGUCCACAUGGCAUGGAAGAGAAAUUUUGCUAAAAAGAAAAGAAAUAACUUUCAAGUUUCUUUUGGUUUUUGAUGAUCCAAGUCUGAACUCUUCAGUCAUCCUUUUUAAGUUGCAGAAGCGCUGUUCACAGAAAACUGCUUCAACGUUACUAACAUGUGUGAUUUAGCUAUCUAUAAACAGACCUUCAUUUCAAACACUGUAUCCAGUGUAUGGAGUUUCUUAUAAGAAACAAUAAAGAAUUUUCAUUUCAA